GGCAGUUCACGGCAAGUUCUUGUGCGUAUUUGUCCUGUGGCAAACUCAGGAACACUUCCACUUAUUUGUGAAUCAAUUACUGGUGUUGCUAUUGGCUGCAUCUGUGUGAAGUCAUGCCAUCAGAAAGGUUUGGAUUCUUAUCAAAAAGAAGAUCUUGCUGUGCUCAGAGACCAUUGGUUGAAGGCUUUAAUCAGGCGUAAGAAAUAUUUUGAUGAGCAAAUUCAGAUGCUGACUAAAAAGAGAG
This is a messenger RNA of Candidula unifasciata, 244 nucleotides long. Lineage: Eukaryota; Metazoa; Mollusca; Gastropoda; Stylommatophora; Geomitridae. The record is from the annotation of a GenBank genome assembly.